Messenger RNA from Aspergillus thermomutatus, 924 nucleotides. Its product is annotated as DUF1183 domain protein. The transcript has 2 exons. Bases 1 to 924 code for a protein of 307 amino acids. Gene Ontology annotation, cellular component: endoplasmic reticulum membrane. Gene Ontology annotation, biological process: regulation of store-operated calcium entry. Lineage: Eukaryota; Fungi; Ascomycota; Eurotiomycetes; Eurotiales; Aspergillaceae. The record is from RefSeq and is a predicted model, not a curated record.
AUGUACUAUCCAGGCGUCAUCUCGCUGCUACUAUAUCUUCUAUGCUUUGCUGCCCCGGCGCUAGCAUUCGGCAGAUCUUCGGAAUCGCCCCCAGGGAGAAAUGCCAUACUCCUCUCGCGAGUGCAGUCGUUGACACUCCGCGCCGAUCGUCUCACAUCCUCUCGCCGUGUUUCUCCGAUUCCACAACUGAAAUGCGUGGGACCCUCAAAGCGCAUUUGUGACAUGUACACAAUAGACACUAUGCGAUGCACAAAUGCUGGAUACGAAUACGAGGAAGAAGAUGUCCAGUGGACUUGUACUGCACCACUUCCGGAGGAGUUCAAGUUGGGCGCAACAGAUGUGGUCUGCGAGGGAUACCGAAACGCUGAUGACAAGUGGGUGUUGAAGGGCAGCUGUGGUGUCGAGUACCGGCUACUGUUAACGGAGCGCGGGGAGAGGCGAUUUGGCAAGGUGCAAGAGGAUGAUCUGUGGUCCGGCCGGGGCGCGACAAAAGGAUGGCGCCGAGAAAUGGCCGCUCUAGGCGAGCUGAUUUUCUUUGGGUUCAUGGACGGGGAGGUCGCCGAAGAGGCCCCAAUGUUGGACGAGGUUGGGGCGGAGGAGGUGAUGACCAUGGGCCUUACCCUGGACCCCCUCCUCCGUAUAGCAGCUCUCCAAGUAGUAGUUCGUGUUCAUCGCAGCCAGGCGCGCAGGGAUGGAGACCGGGCUUUUGGACCGGUGCUGCGGGUGGUGCCGCAGCUGGCUACGAGAUGGGCAGGAGAAGCAAUCGGCAUAGCUCUCCAUGGGGAGACAGGCCGUCGUCUUCUAGGAGAUGGGAUGACCAAGAGACUUGGAGAGAAAACAGCCCACGGCCGCGUUCCCCUCCUCGGUUUUCAGCUACCACUGAAAGUACAGGGUUCGGCUCAACAAGACGAAGAUAAUGCUUAG